GCCGUGAAAAUAAGAAUGGAAGAUUCAGGCCAAGGGAGCAGCCAGACAGAACCUCAUCUGAAGAGAGAAGAAAAUGAGUAGCGGCAGCAGCAAGAUCGUCUGCGUCACCGGCGCCUCCGGCUACAUUGCUUCAUGGCUCGUCAAGCUCCUCCUACUCCGUGGUUACACUGUCAAGGCUUCUGUUCGCAACCCAGAUGAUCCCAACAAGACAAAGCACUUGCUUGCUCUUGAAGGAGCUGAGGAGAGGCUUCAGUUGUUUAAAGCAGACCUCUUGGAAGAGGGUUCCUUUGAUCCUGUUGUUGAAGGGUGUGAAGGUGUUUUUCAUACUGCCUCUCCAUUUUAUCAUGAUGUCAAAGACCCACAGGCAGAGUUAAUUGAUCCUGCUGUGAAGGGAACGCAGAAUGUUCUCAACUCAUGUAAGAAAUUCCCUUCUGUCAAACGUGUGGUCUUAACAUCUUCUAUGGCUGCUGUUGCAUUCAAUGGAAAACCUCGAACUCCAGAUGUGUUGGUUGAUGAAACUUGGUUUUCUAAUCCAGAUUUCUGCCGGGAAUCAAAGCUUUGGUAUGUGCUCUCUAAGACCUUGGCUGAGGAGUUUGCGUGGAAAUUUGCAAAAGAGAAUGGUAUCGACUUGGUUUCCAUAAACCCUGCAAUGGUCAUUGGUCCUCUCCUGCAACCGACUCUUAAUACAAGUGCUGCAGCAGUUUUAAAUAUAAUCAAAGGUGCAAAUACUUUUCCAAAUUUAACGUUUGGAUGGGUUAAUGUUAAAGAUGUUGCAAAUGCACAUAUACAAGCAUUUGAAAUUCAAUCAGCUAGUGGAAGAUACUGUCUGGUUGAGAGAAUUGCACACUAUUCAGAACUUGUGAAGAUUUUACAUGGUUUCUAUCCUAGUCUCACGCUUCCGGAGAAAUGUGCAGAUGACAAGCCCUAUGUACCAACAUAUCUGGUGUCUAAGGAAAAGGUAAGCAGCUUGGGGAUUGAGUUGAUUCCCCUGGAGGUAAGCCUCAAGGAAACAGUUGAAAGCCUCAAGGAGAAGGAAUUCGUCAAUUUCUGAGUCUUCUUAGCUACUUAUAGGCCCUACUAUGGAUUAAACUUAAAUAUAAGGUUGUGUUCCAGAAAUCAUUUCUCUGUUUGAUGUUAUUGAGAGUUUGGAGUUCUACAACUCUUUUAAUAUGUCUUUCAAAUGCCAUCAAUUAUGUGACUUAAUAGAUAUGCAAUUUAAGGAAUAAAAUUUCAGAUGCUGA
Molecule: messenger RNA, 1241 nt
Organism: Rubroshorea leprosula
Lineage: Eukaryota; Viridiplantae; Streptophyta; Magnoliopsida; Malvales; Dipterocarpaceae
Source: the annotation of a GenBank genome assembly